Messenger RNA from Tripterygium wilfordii, 2138 nucleotides. Its product is annotated as pentatricopeptide repeat-containing protein At1g80270, mitochondrial-like. Gene Ontology annotation, cellular component: mitochondrion. Bases 91 to 1944 code for a protein of 617 amino acids. Gene Ontology annotation, molecular function: protein binding. Lineage: Eukaryota; Viridiplantae; Streptophyta; Magnoliopsida; Celastrales; Celastraceae. The record is from RefSeq and is a predicted model, not a curated record. The transcript has 3 exons.
UUUUAAGAGCGUUGGAGAGGUGAGACUGGGAGAGUGAGGUGUAGAGUUCUUCUUAACUUCUUAUCAGAACCGCCAUUAUAGUCGCUCACUAUGUGGGCUCUUCGUCGAGCUUCUAACCCCCUCAGGUACCGGGGAUUGAGCGGAGGAAUCUCCCGGGCUUGUUAUUCCAAAUCAGAAAUAUUAUCUGGAAAUGGAGAUUUCCAGGUUAUCGAUGUCAUUGCUGAGUUUCCUCAAGGAGCGUCUGCUAUAUUUCAAAUGUGUAACGCAGAUUAUGUUCCUUCAAAUUUCUCCUUUGGGAGACGUGCUCUUUCUUCCCAAGCUGGUGCGGAGAGCAGUGAAAGCGAGAGGGACUCGGAAGAGGGAUUCUCUGAAAUUGAAGCACCAGCUACUGCUGAUGCAACUAAGGACGAGGGUGAAGUGAUUUCUGAACCCGAGCUAUCUGACGAUGAAAAUAAUGAAGAGCCCUCUCAAAAUGAACUGGAAUUAUUAGAUACUGAAGCAGAGUUGGGUGAGAAAGCAGCAUCAAGGAAAAAGGAAGGUUUGGAACUCGUUAAGGACAUCAUUGCGGCCCCAGGUUUAUCUGUUAAAACUGCUCUUGAUAAGUGGCAGGAGGAAGGAAAAUAUUUGGGUCGGGAAGUGAUCGCAAUAGCCAUACUCAAUCUGCGGAAACGUCGAAUGUAUGGAAGGGCUUUACAGCUCUCAGAGUGGUUAGAGUCAAAUAAGCGUCUCGAGUGUACUGAGAGAAACUAUGCUUCUCACCUUGACUUGAUAGCCAAGGUGCAUGGUAUCCAGAAGGCAGAACGCUAUGUCUCAAAGAUUCCUCAAUCCUUUAGAGGGGAAGUGAUCUACCGCACCUUGUUGGCUAACUGUGUUAGUGACAGCAAUGUGAAGAAAGCAGAGGAGGUGUUCAACAAGAUGAAGGACUUAGGUUUGACAAUCACAUCAUUCACUUAUAACCAGUUACUCUUACUCUAUAAGAGGGUUGACAAGAAGAAGAUAGCGGAUGUAUUAUUAUUAAUGGAGAAAGAAAAUAUCAAGCCUACCCGCUUUACUUACAGAAUCCUAAUAGACACCAAAGGCAAAGCAAAUGACAUUGAUGGGAUGGCUCAAAUUGUGGAGACAAUGAAGGCCCAAGGCAUUGAACCUGAUGUUCACAUACAGGCAGUCUUGGCUAAGCACUAUGUCUAUGGCGGUCUCAAAGAAAAGGCUGAGGCUAUUUUGAAAGAGAUGGAAGGAAGCAACUUAAAGGAGCAUCGAUUGACUUGUAGGGCUUUACUUCCUCUUUAUGCAGCACUUGGAAAGGCUGAUGAAGUUGAAAGAGUUUGGAAGGCCUGUGAGUCAGAUCCCAGACUUGAUGAGUGCAUGGCUGCCAUUGAAGCCUGGGGAAUGCUGAAGAAAAUUGAUGAAGCAGAAGCAGUUUUUGAGAGGAUGUCAAAGAAAUAUAAAAAACUCUCUUCCAGACAGUAUUCUUCAUUAUUGAAGGUUUAUGCAAACCACAAGAUGUUGACCAAGGGGAAAGAUCUAAUUAAGCGCAUGGCUGAUAGUGGAUGUCGUAUUGGCCCGUUCAUUUGGGAUGCACUUGUAAAGCUCUAUGUGGACGCAGGAGAGGUUGAAAAGGCUGACUCUGUCUUGCAGAAAGCAAUGCAACAGAUUCAGAUGAAGCCAUUGUUUAAUUCCUACAUUGUCAUUAUGAAUCAAUAUGCUAAGAGGGGAGAUAUCCAUAACACUGAAAAGAUGUUUCAUAUGAUUAGGCAAGCUGGGUAUGCUUCUCGAGUUAUUAUGUUUGGUGCUUUAAUGCAGGCUUAUACUAAUGCCAAAGCUCCAGCAUAUGGAAUGUGGGACAGAAUGAGGGCGGAUAACAUAUUCCCGAACAAGGGUUUGGCGGCACAACUGGACCAGGUCAAUGCAUUUAGAAAGACACCAGUCUCGGAUUUGCUGGACUGAUACAUAUAUAUAUAUUUCUUUUGGACAAGUUAAGUUACUUUGGUUCUCAACUUUCCUUUUGAACAUCCCUAGUUCAAUGUUCUUUAUUUUAUUUGCUCAACUUUUAUGUUUUUGUAGUUGUUUGAACAGUUUAUUCUUCAUAGGAAUCUUUAAGAUACAAGCUCUUUUACUGGGCUCGUUUGUUAUUCUCUCUA